AUGGUUCCGAAGCCAGACGGUGGGUGGCGUCCGUGUGGUGACUACCGCCGUCUUAAUGAUGCGACCACGCCCGAUCGUUACCCGGUGCCCCACAUUCAAGACUUUUCCGUACAUUUGGCGGGGAAGUCCGUGUUCUCUAAAGUGGAUCUGGUGCGGGGUUACCACCAAGUCCCGGUGCACCCGGCGGACAUACCGAAGACGGCAGUGGUGACUCCUUUCGGGCUGUUCGAGUUCCUCAGGAUGCCUUUUGGCCUGAAGAACGCAGCCCAGUCGUUCCAGCGGCUAAUGGACUCGGCACUCAGGGACAUGCCUUUCAUCUUCGUCUACUUGGACGAUGUCCUCGUCGCCAGCUCCUCGGAGGAGGAGCACCUGACACAUCUCCGAGUUCUUUUUACACGGCUCGACCAGCACGGGCUGAUCAUUAACCCGGCUAAGUGUGUUUUUGGGGUGCCGUCCAUAAAGUUCCUCGGGCAUCUCAUCACCAGUGAGGGGGCUGCCCCCCUCCCUUCGAAGGUGGACGCCGUUUCCACUUUUCCACGCCCACGCUCGGCCCGGGGGCUCCGUGAGUUCCUCGGUAUGGUUACCUUCUACCAUCGGUUCAUUCGACAAGCGGCUCACGUAAUGCGCCCGCUCUACGAGGCCCUUAAGGGUACGACCCCCAACCAGGACGUUGUCUGGACCGCGGAGGCGGACCAGGCCUUCGAGGACACAAAAGUUGCGUUGUGCCAGGCCACUAUGUUGGUCCACCCGUCACCUGGGGCCCCGGUUGCCCUCACUACUGACGCGUCCGACUAUGCCCCGCCAGCUAGUCCCCAGGGAGCGUAA
Knipowitschia caucasica is the source of this 825-nucleotide messenger RNA. Lineage: Eukaryota; Metazoa; Chordata; Actinopteri; Gobiiformes; Gobiidae. The record is from the annotation of a GenBank genome assembly.